ACACAAUAGCUCUUCUUUUUUUUAUCGUUGCACAGAAAAUGAGGUGCGAAAGGGAAAUUUCUACAUGUCUUUUUCAAUUUCUUCCUAAUUCUCUUUCCAAAAUUUUUCCGCCAUUGGAGAGUUUCUUCAAGGAAAGAGAUAUAUCUAAUCUAACGAUACCUACAGUUCAAAUUUCUUCCCGUGAGGACGCCACCCAGCUCCACCGUGCUUUCAAAGGAAUAGGUUGUGAUACUGGAGCGGUUAUCAGUAUUCUUGCACACAGAGAUGCAUCUCAACGAGACGACAUCCUACAAGAAUUCGAAACCUUGUACUCAUAUGACCUUAGAAAAGAGUUGUCUUCAGAGCUUCAUGGUCAUCUCAAGAAAGCAAUUUUGCUGUGGAUGCAAACUCCAUUGGAACGAGAUCUUACCGGCCUGAGGCAAGGUCUAACAGGACAUAUUCCUGAACCUAAAAUUGCCACUGAAAUUGUAUGUUCUCGUACUUCUUCCCAGCUUCGACAAAUUAAACAGGCUUAUAAUUCUACUUAUUGUAUCCCACUUGAUCAUGAUGUUGGAGCCCACACAUCUGGGAAUCAUAGACAGUUGAUGCUGGCAUAUUUAAGUACAACAAGAUAUGAAGGCCCCGAAAUCGACAGAGUUCUGGUAGACAAUGAUGCUAAAGCAAUGCAUAAAUUCGGGGAGAGAAAAUAUGGAAUGGAUGAGAAAGUUUUGAUUCAGAUUUUCAGUGAAAGAAGCAGAACGCAUUUGGUUGUUCUUGAUGGUGCUUACCAGAAAAUGUAUGGAAGAGAACUGAGAAAGGCAAUAAAAAUAGAAACAUCAGGGCAUUUCAAGCACGCCCUGUCAACAAUUUUGCAGUGUGCUCAUAAUCCUGCCAAGUAUUUCGCAAUGGUUUUACGAAAGGCGAUGAAGGGUUUGGGGACUAGAGACACUACGCUGAUCAGGGUAAUUGUAACAAGAGCUGAGGUUGAUAUGCAGAUAAUUAAGGAAGAAUACUAUAAGCUGUAUAAAAAGCAGUUAAUUGAUGCAGUUCAUUCUGAGACGUUAGGCCACUACAGGACCUUUCUUCUUUCAAUUCUGGGCGCUACUAAUGUCAAAUAGUCCUCGCAAUCUCACAUUUGGGAUUGUUAACCUAGUUUGUCUUUGCAAUUUGUUUGAGAAAAUUGCAGAAUUAGGCCAAGUUGUUGAUGGGUAUGAUCUGAAAUCCCAGAAUUCAUAAGCAAAUUUCUGCAGAUGAUUAAAGAUUAUCUGAAAUUGUUGGGAUUUUUUUGUAUUAAGUUAUUGAAUAUUUAGUUACUUAAAUUUGUAUAAUUUUUUUGGCUUGAUUUUAAG
Molecule: messenger RNA, 1328 nt
Organism: Manihot esculenta (cassava)
Lineage: Eukaryota; Viridiplantae; Streptophyta; Magnoliopsida; Malpighiales; Euphorbiaceae
Product: annexin D5
Exons: 6
Coding region: 39-1097 (352 amino acids)
Cellular component (GO): cytoplasm
Molecular function (GO): calcium ion binding; calcium-dependent phospholipid binding
Source: RefSeq, a predicted model, not a curated record